AAUGUCCGUUUGUUUUCAAAAACGAACCGACGGUUACGACCAACGUCAGCUAACGGUAGUAACGUUAAUUAAGCUGCGCAGUUUAAUUAAUCAAGAAAUCAACUUACGCGGUGGAUAUCUUUGUAAAUUAAAGCCUUUUAACUGGAGCCGUGCGUCGUCACAGGUGAGCUGAAGCGAGCAGGAGCGCGGAGUAAAGACGAUGGGUAAUCUGUACGCAAAACAGAAGAAAAACGAGGACACAGAAAAUGGGGCCGCAAAAGAAGCAGCAGCUAAUGAGGCGACUGACUUUAACCAUGGCACAGCAAACGAUUUAUCUGGAAAUCUCAAAAACACCAGUCAAGGACCAGGCCCUACUCAAGGUAUUAGUCAUCAAAUAGAACCUAACAAUGACAAUGAAGCAGUGCUCACAAGCAUGCUCCAAGUUCCCACCGGUGACGCCCAAAACAGAGAACAAAGCCUCAACAAGGCUGUAAACAAAUCUCAGGAUGUGGACCCAGUGAAAAUUGACCCGUAUAUUUUUACAGCUGAACGACACGCAUCCUCUGCAAAUACGCCAGGUCGUGAUAUGAAAAUACAGACAGGAGGGAAUGAUGAUCUGUCAGUAUUCUUCAAGCACAAACCUCCAGCACCAGUGAAACAAAAGACCAAACCAGUGCAGCACCAGAAGAGAACUACAGCACCAGGGCAAGAACAGUCCAAACCAGUGCAACAACACACCAAACCAGUGCAGCAACAGCAGAACACUACAGCAGCAGUGCAGCAACAGACCAAACCAGUGCAGCAACAGACCAAACCAGUGCAACAACAGACCAAACCUGUGCAAGAACAGGCCAAACCUGUGCAAGAACAGGCCAAACAAGUGCAGCAACAAACCAAACCUGUGCAGCAACAGACCAAACCAGUGCAGCAACAGGCCAAACCAGUGCAGCAACAGAUCAAACCAGUGCAGCAACAGGCCAAACCAGUUCAGCAACAGGCCAAACCAGUGCAACAACAAAUCAAACCUGUGCAACAACAGACCAAACAUGUGCAAGAACAGGCCAAACCUGUGCAGGAACAGACCAAACCAGUGCAGCAACAGACCAAACCAGUGCAAGAACAGGCCAAACCAGUGCAGCAACAAAUCAAACCUGUGCAGGAACAGAUCAUACUAGUGCAGCAACAGACCAAACCUGUGCAGCAACAGGCCAAACCUGUGCAGCAACAGACCAAACCAGUGCAGCAACAGACCAUACUAGUGCAGCACCAGACCAUACCUGUGCAGCAACAGACCAAACCAGUGCAGCAACAGACCAUACCUGUGCAGCACCAGACGAAAACACCAUCACCUGUGUUACAUGUCACAGUGCCACAGCAGAGGCCCACAGCGGCUCCACAACAGACAGCACAGACAGUUCCACCAUGUGACAUGGCUACUGCAGACUCUGCCUAUACUUCACAAGUAGCAACACAUGGGCUCUGCAGACACGGUUUGCAUCAGGUAGAACACAGCUUUCAACUUCCUGCCUCUCGAAUGCAAGCCUCUGUGCAUCGUUUAUACAGCGACGUGGUCAGAGGUGUACCUACAGAGAACCUACCAAGAGGAACAAAGGCACAGAUCAAAAUGUUGAGACAGACAACAGACAAGACUCACAACACCGCAGAGCAAAGCACCGCCACAGGUCCAGGUAUGGCUGAAGUACCACCUGAGUCACAUCAGUCAGAAUCCCAGGUCAACAUUCAGGCACUACAUCAAGUAAUAGAACACUGCUUUAUACUAACCUCAACUAUACUAACUAAGAGACAAAGAGAACCAGCUGAAGUAACUGUCGCCAUUGAACAAGAGAGUUCAGAGCAGCAAUACAACAGCGGCGUGGAAGAAAUCACAAUACAGACACACAAUGAGCCACAGCAGGUAUCUAAAUCCAACAAAGCUGACGACGACACCAAUGGGAACGCUUCAUCUUGCUUACUCAAAGUCAAUGUGGAAGCACUAGAGCCGCAGGUCCCAGCAGUUGAAGGGAUGCCUUCAACUGCCCCAAACAAUGCCACAGACCACCCAACAACUGCAGCUGCAGAGACACACGUCAAGUCAGGACUGGACCCGGUUUCCGUACCUCAAGAUACUGACGUUAAACCGGAGACAUUAAAUAAAAACCAACCUGAUGAGAAGACAAGAAAUGUCACUCUGAACGCAGAAAUGAACGCAAAGGACGGUCAGGUUGUAAAAGAAGAACAGGAGCCUGCAGUCCACACUGAGGGUCGCAGGCACCCGUUCAAGGUCAAUCAGUCCUGUCCCUACGACGUCAAACGUAACACGGGGAAAGGUUUGCCGCCAAACGUCCAAAAGUGGUGUGAUGAACCGCCAUACCACUUGUGUGAGCCUCCUUGGGUCACCACUGCAAGAUUGGCAGCCUUCUUAGCACUGACAAAGGCACAGAAGGAAAAAGAGGAUCCUCCCCAGUGAGAGAACGCAUCCAAAAUAUCGGCCAUGAUCUUACAAAGAUUUGCAUUGCAAGAUCAACUGGAUUACAAACCAUCUAGAGAGGAAGAGGCAUUACCAUUUAGAAAACACUCAAACUUCAAUAGCAAUUCUCUCAGUUGCUAGGAUACAAGGCCUGCAGUACAUUUCUGUGAGCUCUACUAAGGAGAAAAUGAACUUUGUAUACAAAAAAAA
Molecule: messenger RNA, 2656 nt
Organism: Larimichthys crocea (large yellow croaker)
Lineage: Eukaryota; Metazoa; Chordata; Actinopteri; Sciaenidae
Product: zinc metalloprotease ZmpB
Exons: 5
Coding region: 200-2446 (748 amino acids)
Source: RefSeq, a predicted model, not a curated record